Mizuhopecten yessoensis (Yesso scallop) is the source of this 2146-nucleotide messenger RNA. RefSeq names its product N-acetylglucosamine-1-phosphodiester alpha-N-acetylglucosaminidase-like. The record is from RefSeq and is a predicted model, not a curated record. The coding region runs from base 73 to 1932 and encodes 619 amino acids. The transcript is spliced from 11 exons. Lineage: Eukaryota; Metazoa; Mollusca; Bivalvia; Pectinida; Pectinidae.
AAAAGGAAGCAGACAGCUUCUGGUCAGUUGUCAUCAGUUCAUUCAGUUUUAGUUGAACCAUGGUUCCCAGUCAUGACAAGACAAAGACUUCAUGAAACCGUUCUCAUCAUACUGCCAUUCCUAAGUUUAUCAUGUACACAAAACCCCAAACAAGAUACCCAUAUUCAGAGUGCAGACGUGGAUAUGUUAGACACAGUUCUGGAGACUUACUGGGAAACACACAGCCUUCGGCCAGAAGGAUACAAUCACCACAGAAACACACGAGAAUGUCAGCACGUCAAAUACGGCAAUAUGACAUCAUCAACAGUGGUAGCAAGGGAUUUUCACGACAAAGAUCUUCAACUUCCUUUGUUUGAGUCGCGUUUUACAUUUGAAGACAUUGGACCUUUCUAUAACAGUAAAAAUGUAUUUAUUCAUUAUACUGUAGUGAAUAACCCGUUAAAGACUCUGUCAGUACUGGAACCAUUAACACAAGGAGGUUGUCAUGAUGGUAACACAGGUGAUAGAGCUACUGUAACCAAGAGUGCAGAACAGAUGAACUGUAUGGUAGCAAUCAAUGCAGGACUUUUUAAUACAACAUCAGGAUCAUGUCUUGGUAAUGUUGUAAGCAAUGGAAGGUUGAUACAGGAUUCUGGGGGAAUACAAAAUGCCCAUUUUGGAAUUAAAGCUAAUGGUGAAAUCUUUUUUGGGUACUUGUCUGAGAUAGACCUGGUCGCAGAUGAUUUUCUCCAGUUGGUUGGAGGUGUGAUCUGGCUUGUCCGCAAUGGAGAAGUUUAUGUCCGGGAAAGUCUAAAUAUAGAAUGUGCAGAUAUGCAGGAAACAGGGUCUUUGGAGACAUUCACAAACAUAGUGUCGGCGAGGACAGCUGUUGGUGUGGACAGACAGGGACGGGUCCUGCUGAUACAGGUGGACGGCAAGUCCUACAGCAGAGGAGUAAGUCUGGAAGAGUUUGCCAGACUGUUGUUGAGGUACGACAUAGUUGACGCUAUAAAUCUUGAUGGAGGAGGAUCAUCUACAUACAUCAUUAAUGGGACAGUUGUCAACUACCCUUCAGACAAGUGUGCGGAUGAUUCCAGGUUCCAUUGUGCAAGAAAAGUAUCUACCAUUCUGUGUGUCCAUGAAGUGCAGUGUGUUCCCACAGAUUGCUCGGGUCACGGAAAAUGCAAUAUGGGAAGGUGUGAGUGUGACGUCUUAUGGAAUGGUACAGCUUGUAACACGCUGCAGUGUUUCAAUGCCUGUUCAUCUCAAGGAAUUUGUACCAAAGAUGGAUGUAUAUGUGAACCGGGUUGGCAUGGAGAUGACUGCAGUCAGCCAUGUUUGCCGGGGCACUAUGGGAAAGGUUGUAUCCAUGAGUGUAUGUGUCUACAUGGAGCCAGCUGUAGCCCUAUAGAUGGAACAUGUGACUGUCCACCCGGAAAAACAGGUGCGGCAUGUGACCAAGAUUGCCCGUUUGGUUACUAUGGUAAACACUGUAAUCAGUUGUGUAUGUGCCAAGAUGGCUGCCCAUGUCACUCCUUAACAGGAAGCUGUAACUUUACCGACCUUGACCAGACGUUGUCUCUAGCUGGACAGUGUUACGCCAAGAACACCAUUAAAGAGAGACAGCUAGUCCCAGAUCAGUCCGAGGACUACAGGCUAAUGCAGAUGGGCUUUGUGGGUCUAGGAUUGGUGGCCUCCAUCAGUGCUGUGCUGAAUAUAGUGCUUGCGUACAAACUGUUCACGAAGACGAAGACAAAGCAGACAACGAAGUACAAACCUCCGCAAUCCUCCAACUCUAGUCACAUGUUCAUGUUUCAGGGUGUGUCUACCUCCGACGAUGAACUCUCAUCAAUCAGCGAACACUCUAGGGCCGAAACCUCCUUCAGUUAUAGCAAUAAAAUAAAAGAUGAUGACUCGAAGGAUUUGAGUUUAUUUCCAAAAGACGAUAGGUAGCAUUACAUCUAAGUUGAAUAGAAAAACAGUGUUUUGUUACGUUAUUGUUGUUAAAACGUUUUUGUUAUGAUUUUAAGGAAAUUGUUUGGUGACUUUUGGGACCAUAUGAGGUGUACAUAUUUUAACAGGUUAUUCUAGACAAUUACAUAAAAUCUUUAAUAUUUCUAUUUUUUUGUCAGAGUUAUUGCCCUUUUUAGCUCACCUGGCACGAAGU